Molecule: messenger RNA, 10678 nt
Organism: Cherax quadricarinatus
Lineage: Eukaryota; Metazoa; Arthropoda; Malacostraca; Decapoda; Parastacidae
Source: RefSeq, a predicted model, not a curated record
UUUUGUCAUUGCAGGAAGACGACUUGAAGUGGGUAGAGGAGAACAUUCCAUCAUCUCUGGCAGACACUGCACUUCCUAUCCUUGACUCAGAUGAGGAAAUUGUUACGUCAAAAUUUGAGGUCUCCAAGAUGCAGUAAGAAUGUCAAACAUCGAGGAUGCAAAUCCAUUCCACUAAACUGUUUUCCUUACUUCCGAGUGCAUUAUUGAUGAUUUUUUUUUUGUAAUAUGAAAUUGCCAAAUUUUCUUGAUAAUUACUAGAUUUUUGCUUUUGAACUAAUUAUAUAUAUGAAUGCUGUGUUUGUAGAGUUUUCUGUUUUAAUGUAAUGUUCAAGGGCAUAAGACUUCCUUAAAUAAUAGUCUACUGAUCUAGAGUAGUCACUGUUGUAUAUAAUCCAUUUUCUAGAAUAUGUUACCAUGGUUUUUAUACUGAAGCAAAUGUUUAUUGGGUGUUGUUUUAAAUGGAUUGAGAGGUUUCAUAUCCUAUGUUUUUCAGUGUUAUGCCUUUUCAUUUAAAGCUUAAUAUUUAUGGAAAUAAAAUUUAUUGAACAAAUAUGCUUAAUGAAUUAUAACACGGUAGAGUGACAGUAGAAUUCAUAAGCUGUCAGGAUCAAUUAUGAAUUUUGCUUUCAAGUUUUUUUGGAAUGAUCCUCAUAUAUAAUAAAACCAUAGCAUUUUUAUAGGUAUGUUACAUAUGAUAAUGGGUUUUUAAUUAAGUAAUUUUUUGUACUUGCAAAGGUCAAGAGUUCAUUAAAUCUAUGGUAUAGGUAUACCUAUAAACAAAUUAGAUGAAGAAAGUGUACUUACCACUCCCUGUAUUAGUUGUCCUUUUUCAAACACACUAUAUACAUGGUUUAGAAAAACAUGUAAGCAAACACUAGGACAUAUUUAUUAGAAAACUUCUUAGUCCUAGGACCUUGUCCACUUCUGGUUAUAUACUGAAGUGAUCAAGGUCCUUGACCUGGUACCUCGAUCACUUCUGGUUCUAGGACCAAAACAUUUUCUAAUAAAUAUGUCCUGGUGUUUGCUUACAUGUUUUUCUAAAUCAACUUGUCGCUAUUUAUUACCAAGGCUUAUACCACACUAUAUACAUAUACAGUAUACAUAUAAUGUAGCAUUUAUAUGUCUGAGUAGGUGAAGUUGAAGAAAAUAAAGUGAAUAUAUAUUCUGCAACAAUACGAGUACAAGUAUCUGGCUGCACACCUGAUACAUUGCUGAUCAAAUCUUCCAAUUCAGAUCAUCAUAAGCCUUAGUACUAAGGGUAUUAGGGAUUUGUUCUUUAAUAUUAAUAUCAGUGUCAGAGCUUCAUAUUAUAAGGCCUCUUUCUAAUACAUAUGAGACUUUUUUUUUUAAUACACACAUCCCAUAUUGUAGACGUCUGCAUCACUUUCUGCUAAGUAAUCAAUGAUUACUUCAACAUAAUAGAUCUUGUUUAUCUAAAUUGGAUAUAAAUAUGUUCCAUUGAACGUUCUUCAGCUGAUUCUUUAUCACUGUAGUCUCUUCACUGUUUACAGUACCUGUUUGAGUUUAAGACUGGGCUGUAAUACUAUGUCUGCUCAAAUGAAUGUUUGAUAAUGAGGAAAUUUUUUGUCAAUCAGUCCAUUCUUAAAUGUCUUGAUCACAUAGGUCCUUAUCAUAACUCAUUUAUUUAGCUAUUUCAACCUUUAAGUUUUCACAGAACUUUCUUUGAUAACGAAAUAUGCCAGAGCAUGUGUUCAAUGGUAAUUUUUCAGAAACAUUUCGUAACUACCACUUUUUUAAACUCGGCACAGUCAUUCAGUAUUCUGUUGCAGUAUUUUAAUUUAAAUUAUCUUAUAACUUUUGAUCUAUGAGUUUGAAAAAGAAUAUGCAGUUAGUGGUAUAUAUGUAGCAAAAAAUUGUCAGAAUCUUAUUUUUCAACUGAUCCUUGAGCAGCAGAAUGAUGCAAUUCUUUUUGGUCAUUAUGCACAAACUGUUUCUGAAACCAUUGGGUAGUAAAGUUUUGUGUAUUCCAGACAACAGGUGUAACGUCUUUUUUUCUUUUUCCCCUUUGAUCUUUGUCACAAAUUUCUCAUCUUUACACAAGAAUGCCAGACAGUACUUCUUUAAAGUAAUCCUGUUAAAUCUGCAUUGUGGAUUUUCUUAGGAGUUAUAAUGAUGUUAAAAAAUGCUUAACCAAUUUUGAUCAUUCAGUGCUUGUUUAGGAGUUAAAUUAUACUCUUUCACCUAUUUGUAUAUAGUAAAUCAGUACUGGUCUUGUCGUACAAGUGUGAAAUGAUGUUAAAUGUUUUGCAGUGGUUGAACUGCUGAUUUUUUUUUUUUCUGUUUCAUGAACCUGUAAGAUCCUAGGUAGUAGGUUGGUAGACAGCAACCUCCCAGAGAGGUACUGCAGUCCUGCCAAGUGAGUAUAAAAUGGAAACCUGUAAUUGUUUUACAUGAUGGCAGAUUGCUGGGUUUUUUCUGUCUCAUAAACAUGCUAGAUUUCAAGUACAUCUUGCUACUUCUACUUACACAUAGGUCACACUACACAUGCAUGUACAAACAUAUAUAUACACAUACCCCUCUGGGUUUUCUUCUAUUUUCUUGUUGUUCUUGUUUAUUUCUGCUUAUCUCCAUGGGUGUGUGGAACAGAAUUCUUCCUCCGUAAGAGUUGUAAGAGGUGACUAAAGUCCCAGGAGCAAGGGGCUAGUAGCCCCUUCUCUUGUGUACAUUACCAAAGUUAAAAAGAGAAACUUGUGUUUUUCAUUUUUGGGCCACCCUGCUUUGGUGGGAUAUGACCAGUUUGUUGAAAGAAGAAAAAACAACCUGUAAGAUGAUGGGUAAAUCCAGUAAGUAAGACACAUAGGCAACAUUUAGGCAUCUUUAUUCCGAAACAUUUCGCCUACACAGUAGGCUUCGUCAGUCGAGUACUGAAAGUAGGAAAAGUAGAGAUGUGAAGACGAUGUAAUCAGUUCAUCACUUGACAAUGUAGAUUUGAGGUUGUCAGUCCCUUAGCCUGGAGAAGAAUUCUGUUUCAUAGUCUGAAGCAAUGUGAAGAACCAGCAACGAUGUGAAAACUUGUAAACUGUCGGCAGGAGAAGUGUAGAGUAGUAGAAGAAAGAAUGUAAUCACUUAGAGAUCACAUCCCUCUCAGACCCAACCAUUCUCUCUUGAAAAAGUUGUCCAGGGUGUUUUGUCUUCUGUACCAAGAUGCCAUUGUGAUGCAGUGUCUGACAGAAUGAAACUCAAAAUGGCAUACAAUACCAACAAGUUGGUAAGUAAGAUAUAUAGGUAACAUUUAGGCAUCUUUAUUCUGAAACAUUUCGCCUACACAGUAGGCUUCUUCAGUCGAGUAUAGAAAGUAGGACAGUAUGUAAGUCUAAACACCGUCGCUGGUUCUUCACAUUGUUUCAGACUAUGAAACCGAAUUCUUCUCCAGGCUAAGGGACUGACAACCUCAAAUCUACAUUUUCAAGGGUGAUGGACUGAUUACACCAUCUUCACAUCUCCACUGCUCCUACUUUCUGUACUCGACUGAAGAAGCCUACUAUGUAGGCGAAACGUUUUGGAAUAAAGAUGCCUAUGUGUCAUACCAACUUGUCAGUAUUGUAUGCCAUUUUGAUAUUCACAGGUAAAUCUACUUACUUUCAGUAUACACUUUAAAUUUUCUUUCUUUGAUUUUAAUAGUUCCUAUUCUUAUAAAUAUUGAAUUUCCACUUAAGGAGACCCUGAACCUAGGCUUUGGGUGGCAGAGAUCACCAGAACAAUAAACAAAUGUAAAAUAUGGUUAACAGACAAAAUAGUGAAUUCUUUCAAAUAGUCUUGAGCAGCAUCUUGAUUCGCAAGUUCUUUUGCCAUAGGUUUUAAUCUAAUAAAUACCAUGGCACUUCUUAAACCUGUCCAGCAAACCAUGGGAAUAUUCAAACUUUUGUUUUUAAUCUUUAGAUCAUUUUGAAAAAUUUUGGCCCCAUCAUAAUAUAACAAGAAAUAGGUACACCACUGUGUCAUUUGCAAUCACUUUCAGAAUUUUACUUGAGCUGUUUGUUGUGCAUUGCAUUUUGACAAGAGCUUAGAAAUGCAUAAAGUAAUCCACCCUCAAUUUUUUUUAGGAAUUCUAUUCAAAUUUUGUUUUUAAUCUUUAGGUCAUUUUGAAAAAUUUUGGCCCUCGUCAAAAUUUAACAAGAAAUAGCUACACCAUUGCAUCAUUUACAAUCAUUUUCAGAAUAUUACUUGAGCUGUUUGUUGUGCAAUGCAGUUUAACAAGAGCUUGGAAAUGCAUACAGUACUCCACCCUCAAGUUUUUUAGGAAUUCUGCUUUUGACUCGCUCAUCAGAGAAAUAUUUUUUAAAUAACACUUGAAAGUCUAACAAACUGUCAGCACCUGUUCUGCUCUUUUUACAUUUGCUACACAUAUAUUUUGUGUAUUACAUUCCCCAGCAUCCUCAGCAGAGAUAGGAUUAUUUUCCAGAAUACUGCAAUAAGUUAAAAUUUUAUAUAAAUACUAUAUUGUACUUGAUAUCCAUGAGAGAUACACUCUUGAAGAAGCUCAAUGCAGGUGGUGACCUUGUAGAUAAUAAAUUGUGUAUUCCAGUGAAAAAAGAAAAUACAGUAGUCUGUCAUCAGUUAAUGAAUAACUAGUGGUCUAAAAUACCUGAUUUUUCAAAAGGGCUUUUACAAUAUGUAAUAAUUAAAAAAUUGGUUAGAUCUCUGAAAGGUGAAGGUGAGUGUUUGUUAUGGCCCCAGUGUUUGUAUUGUAAUAGCCACUGGCCCUAAGAUUGUAUGUUUAUCAUUUUACUUUGCACAAAAGAUAGUACAGUACUAAACAGACAAUAGUAGUAAAGAUGCGAUAUAUGAUACAGUAGGAGACACAAUAGAUGGUAUAGUGAUAAAUUAGACACAUGUGCAACUCUUGGGUAUCUUUAUUGAGGAAACGUUUCACCACACAGUGGCUUCAUCAGUCCAAAUGUAGGAGAAACUUGAAGAACAGGAGGAGAAUGAGGUAAUCAGUCCCUCAACCUUGAGUCGAUGUGUUCAGUCCAUCAAUCUUCAAGUUUCUCCUACGUUUGGACUGAUGAAGCCACUGUGUGGCGAAACGUUUCCUCAAUAAAGAUACCCAAGAGUUGCACAUGUGUCUAAUUUAUCAACAUGUCGGUUCUCUGAACCAUUCAUCUACAAAGAUGGUAUAGUGGUAGAGAGACAAGAGGGAGUAAAGUGAUCGGAAAUUCUUAAUUUGGCCAAUUUAACACAAAGUUCAAAAUAUUCCAAUUUCAAAAUAGGGUCCAGAAUAAACAUUGUAGGCAUUCCUGGCACUAAACUAACAUUUCCUCUGUUCAUUAGUUAUGUUUUGAGGCUUUACAAAUAAAUUCCAUUUUGAUUUUUUAUUCACAUAAUGAAUUUUUAUUCACACCAAAAAAUAGAAGAUUUACUGUUAUGCAAUACUGUAAUAAUUGUAUAAAUAUCAUCACCAUAUUUGUGAAUGUAUAUUAGACCCACCAGCUGACGUGUAUUAGACGUGUGAGGUCGUUUGUUUACUCUUGAAUAUCGGCAAAAAUUUAACAUUUCCGCUACUUUGAGCUCAGUUUCAAGCCAUUUCCAGUGCUAAAACCAAUCAAAAUCAUCUCUAUUUCUGUAAUAUGUCUUCCAUUCUAUCAAAUGAGACCAAGAAAUUGCAAAUACAACUAUAAAAAACAUACGACAAAACACUGCAAAGUUGCUGUUUUAAUCGAAAAAUCAUGAUUUCAGUUUUUUUCUCUCAUUAUACACAGUGUGCUGCAGGAUCUGUUUUAUGUGGUGCACACAUACCACAUAGAUGUAUUCUCUCAUAUCUAGGCCCAAAUGUACCACUCACAGUUUAUCAGAGUGAGCUGAGCUCAUGGCGUAGAUCUACGGUUUGGACACUCACCGUAAAGCCGUAGAUCUACGGGACGGACCCUGAAAGGGUUAAAGUUUUCCCUCCAAAUUGUGGGUUGUAAAUAGAUAGCAGUAGUAUGUACCACUUCACAAUAAUAGUAUGUAUUACUACACUAUAAUAGAUAAUAUGUACUACUACACUAUAACAACAAUACUGUACUAAUGUAAUGAACUACUACAUUAUAAUAGUGUGUACUAUGUCACUGUAAUAGAUAGUAUGUACCAAUACACUAUAAUAAAUGGUAGCAUGUAUACUACACCAUGGUAUAGUAGCAGUUUGUAGUACUACACUAUAAUACAGUACAGUAAAACCUCUAUUUAAGGAUAUUGAAUUUAAAUCAGUUGUCAGGAAAAGUUCAUUGUUUUCAGAAUUGUCCAUUAUUGUUACAGUUCACUGGGUUAAUAUGAGAUUUAACACAAAAUCCGUUAUUUCUAGAAAUGUCAGUUACUGUUACAAUCAAUUGGGUAAAUUGGUUUUCAGACUUAAUAAAAUCUGUUGUUUCCAGAGCUGUCGGUUAUUGUUAUGAUCAUGGCAAAACAGUAUCAUAAUUUGGAUUUAGCAGGUAGUUGGCAUGACUGGACACUUCUUCCCCCAUCACUGUUAAAUCAAGGUUUCAUUGUACAGUACUACAGUUGAGCUCCCUAUUUUGUUGGGGUUUAGUUUCUAGAUAUCCCUGCGAAUACAGAAUUCACAAUUACAGUACAAUUAAAUUCUGUCCAUAUGAUAAGUUUUGCUGUAGAUCUUGUCAUAUAUUGUGUUUCAGAAGACAUAUCUCUCUAAAUACUACUUUAGCUUCAUAAAUAUUGGCAUUCAUGAGAAAGAAUAUCCAGGAAUUUAAGAGGUUUGUACAUGGAAAACUUGGUGAGCACAUUUUAAUGUCAAUCAGCUCAUUUUCUAUUCAGGGGCCAUGCACCAAAACCAAAGAAAAUAAGCACUGAAUAAUCGAAUACCCUUCAGUAAAAACGUUGGAUAAUCAAAGUGCUCAAUUUGGAACACCACACAUUUUGGGGCUCAGUUUUAAUUGUAAUAAAACCAAAUAUUGGUUAAAUAGUUGAAUGUCAUAGCUUUCUGGGAGGUUGUGCCUCAUGGUGGAUUGAGUAUCAGUGGGAGCAGGCAUUGGCAACUCUUAUUUUACUCAAAUAAUUCAAAAAGAAAACUGUCUAAUUUCAUACACACUUAAAGUCUGGGAAUGUGGGAACUUUCUAAUUAUUUCAAACAAAAGAAUAUUUCAUAAAUCAUCUCCAGUAUGCAGUACUAUACUGUAGUACUUGAGGUUGAUGACAAAUGAGAAUUACAUAGUUGCUUUCUAGUGACCAAAAUAAAAAAAAAACGCACAUGCAUGCAGACGCACGCAUGCAUGUACAUACAUAUUUACAUUUACAGAUAUUAUUAUUAUAAUUAAAAGGAAGCAUUAAACCUACUAGGGUCAUACAGCACUGCAGGGUAGGAACUGAUGCAGGAUCUAAGGAUAAGUAAGGAUGGAGAGGACAAAGGUAAAGUUAGGAAGGGCUGCGAGGAGUGUUAAGGAAGGAUUAUCAAAGUUUGUGUAAUCAUUUGCUGUCAAAAAGUUGAAGAAGAAGUGUGUCAAAGGUGGGGCCAUCAGCAAGGAGGGAUAAUGAAGUGUGUCAGAAUGGUGACGACGUCAGAGGAAAAUUCUGCAUUCUCGUUGAUAGACGUAACAGUCCAAUAGAAUAUGGGAAACUGAAACAGGAACUAGACAAUUCUCACAAAGUGGAACAGGAUGCUUCUCCAUGAGAUACCCACGAGUUAGACAAGUGUGUCCGAUGCAAAGAUGAGUGUUGUCUCCCAACCUCGGUAUCAAUGACAAGAAGGCCAGAAACCCAAGCUUGGUUUGUUAGAAUGUAAGUUGUUAUGAGUUAUAUCAGACAAAUAUUGUUGCCAACGGCUGCAAAGGCGAGUAGAGAUUACGGCAAAAUAGAGAAUAAAAUACCUCAGCCUCUUCAAGGGGGGCUCCUUGGCGUGGUGAAGAGGCUCUUGGUCUGAGGAAUUAGACCUGUCAGUCUCCUUCCUCAGACCGAACCUAAUUACCCCCCAAUCCCCCGUUCCCUAUCCCAUCCUCCCCAUCCUCCCCUUUUUCCUUUCCUCCUCCUCCUCCCCACCCCUCCCUUUUGCCCUUCCUUUUUGGCCUUUCGGAUUUUUACCCCACAGGCACGCUAGUUCCUAGGUAGGAGAAAGGGUACAGGGGUCCAUCCCAUUCCAUUGAGGUUCUUAGCGGUGGUGUAGUUUGCCGUGGAAUCUGGAUUGCCCGGGGAUGUCCCGAUCCCUCUCCGGUAUCCCGGAGGGUUGCUUUGGGUGUCUCUCGGGCAACGGGUGUAUCUCUGGAAGCCACCUUUCGGAUUCCGGGGGUGGUGGCCGAAGGAGGUAUGCUUUGUGGCGGAUUUCCGGCCGCCCUCUCUUUUGUCCACCGAGGUAGCUCGGCAGAUGUGAGGUUGCUAUCCCGGAUUGCCGGUUUACUGGCAUGAUGGGUAAGGUAUGGCACGGGUUCCAUGCUGCAUCUGCGCUACUUGCGGUGCUUAGGUCCUCUUGGGCGCGGAGGGAGAUUUCUGGCCCUUUCAUUCCUCCUAGGAACUAUCCCUCCCCUGUCCCCCCCUUUUUUAUUCUUUUUUUUAUUUUUAUUUUCUUUUCUUCUUUCUUUUUUUUUUUUAAAAACAAAAAGAAAGAAGUAACCUAACCAUGGCACCCCUAGUCCAUGAACCUGCUACCCCCGGGCCCCUUCUUGAUAACGCACCCUGUUCUGACCCCGCCUCGUCUUUGGACCGCUCUUCGGACACUCCUCAUGCCUCUGUACCUCUUGCCAGUGCUGUUUUCUCACCCGCUUCAGGUACUGAGGCCUCGACUGACUCCUUCGAUUUAUCUGACCUUCGCUCUCUGACUAUGCUUCCGGCCUCUCCCUCUACGGUGCGGCAAUUUUCGAAUCGCCAGCCCGUUCCACGUCGGACCAACUCUGUUCCCACGCCUAAACGCCAACGACAGUUACCUGCUGAUGAUACUUCUCCACCUUCUCGUUCUUCUCAGAAAAGAUCGACACGUCCUUCACUACCUUUCCACGCUCAGUUUCAGACUGCACAAUGGGGUAAAUUCUUCACUUUACGACCGACUUCCUCUACUGCCUAUCUUUCUGACCACAGUAUUGGCAAGGCACUCCUACGCCAUGUUGGUAAAGAUAUUUCUUUUCAUGCUCUUAAGAGCGGUACGCGCAUCAUCACCGUACAGAAUGCUACCCAGGCUCAUGAGCUUUCUCGUCUUUCCCAUAUCGAUACUGUUCCUGUCACUAUUGACAAACAUCAUUCCCUCAAUUCUUGUAGUGGUACUGUCAUUCUGCCCCAUACCAUAGUUCAACAAAAUUUCCAGACAUGUGGCACUGACUUUCUUGAACAGCUGGAACUCCAAGAUCUCCCAAUCCUCAAGGUAGACACUUAUGUUCUUCCUGCCCGCGGGCGGAGACGAUACCCUAGCAAUGUGGCUCGUUUAACUUUUGACAGCCGUGAACUCCCAUCCUCAGUUUAUGUAGCAGGACAUCGGUUACAAGUUCGAAAGGUGAUCCCUACACCGCAACAGUGUAUAAAUUGCUGGCGAUUUGGCCAUCCAGCGAAAUAUUGCAGAUCUAUCUCCGAAUGCCCAGUCUGUGGUGCCGAUGACCAUUCUAAUACGUCUUGCAAUCGACCUCCCUCUUGCCUUAAUUGUCAUGAGGCUCACCCUUCGUACUCUCGCCGUUGUCAAGUCUACUUAAACGAGCGGGAAAUCCGUUACCUCAGAGGCAGAAGGUCUCCCUUAUGACAUGGCAGUUUCUCAUCUCCACCUCCAGGGGAGACUACCUCGUGUUUCUUAUUCCCGUGUUUCAAAACGUCCCCCCACUUCUGGGAUCCCAUCUUCUGCAACCACCUCUGUGGCUACCUCUCCCAUAGUCACUCCUGUAUCUAAUUCUUUUGCUGUCCUAGGCUCAGACGUCCCUACUUCAACGCCUCAGUCUGAUCUCGGUUCUUCGUGUUCUCCCUCACAAGCCUCAGUAGCAACGAGAUCUCGUAUGACACCUCCUCCCAAUCGUCCCUCUACUUCUCAAAAGUCAAAAAAAGGUCCGUUAACACCUCCUACCCAUCUUCCACCUCCUCAUUUUACCUUCCUUGUCUCUGUACCUGGUUCUUCCCCUCUCACUGGCUCUGUUACAAGUGUAGAGGUUCACCCUCCUCCUCGUACUGUACCUUCCUCCCCUGUUCCCUCCCAAGUUUCUUCCUCUUCUGCCACCUCCCAGGUUUCUGCCUCUUCUCUCCCCUUCCACGCUUCUCCAGUUCCCUCCACCCUUUCGCCCCCCCCCUACCUUGGUACAGUCCAAUACAGUUCCAAUCUUUACUCAUCCUCCCCUACCAUUUCCAAUAUUGUCUCCCAUACGAUGUCUCUGAAUUCCGAAACACUUGAAGCAAUCUCUGAAUAUAUUGCAGAGACCAAACCAUCAAUGGACACUGAUCCACCCUCCGUUCCUUCUCUCUCCUCUGCUCCAUCUGCGCAACUCCUUUCUUCACAGUACACCGUUCCUUCGCUGCUUGAACGUUUUCCACUGCCUCCGCAUGUGGACUUUUCUAACCCCUCUAGUCCGUAGGAACCCUUACCUGCGGAUUUCAGGUAUCUUUAUCAUUGCCAAUCAUGGCCUAUUUACAGUGGAAUAUACACGGCCUCAGGGGUAAUCGGGGUGAGCUUCAGAUGUUACUCUCCCAGUUUUCCCCUGUUGGUGUUUGCUUACAGGAACCAAAAUUACACUCUGCUGUUAUCUCUCCCAUCUCAGGCUAUAAUUUAUUG